Molecule: messenger RNA, 2922 nt
Organism: Dunckerocampus dactyliophorus (ringed pipefish)
Lineage: Eukaryota; Metazoa; Chordata; Actinopteri; Syngnathiformes; Syngnathidae
Gene: gpatch3
Product: G patch domain containing 3
Exons: 7
Coding region: 10-1545 (511 amino acids)
Biological process (GO): positive regulation of DNA-templated transcription; negative regulation of RIG-I signaling pathway; negative regulation of type I interferon production
Molecular function (GO): nucleic acid binding
Source: RefSeq, a predicted model, not a curated record
ACGGUAGACAUGGCGGAGUCUCAAGGAGUAGCUCCCGUGUUUUUCGUUAUCAGCAACAUUCCCGUCGCUUUUCACUCAGCGGACCUCAGGAAUUAUUUCAGCCAGUUUAUAGAGAGCUGCGGCUUCCACUGUUUUCAUUACCGCCAUAGACCAGAAGUGCUCCGGGAGCCCCAGGUGUGUGGGGAUAGCGAGGAGGACGGCGACAAGUCUUCUGGGAGCGACAUGGCAGCUGCUAACAGCACCGACAACAAAAAGGAGACAGCCAAAUCUUGCUGUUGUGUCGUGUCUGUCCACGGAAAAGAAGCUGACAGAUUUGCCAGGAUGUACGGAGGGAACCACUGGAUCGAUUCGAAGGGCAGCUGGUUGUCCAGAAGAUGUGUUGUUAAAAGAGUUAAGGUUUCACAACACAACGACAAUCCGCAGUUCCCUUAUAAGACGAGGUAUGAGCAGAGGCACCGGGUUGCCCAAACUGAGCACUUCACCCUCUCUGACCUCAACAGCUUAUCUGAGCUCAAUCCACCUGCCCUGAUGCAGAAUGGAAACGUAGGGACGCCAGUCAAAGUCUUCCUGCAGCUCAUCCAGUCCUGCCGCCUGCCUCCUCGCCUCAUCCGGAAAUUGGGCCUCACUUUCCCCAAGACUGGCUCCAACCGUCGCUACGGCAACGUGCCUUUCCAGUACCAGGACACUUGCACACUACCGGCUACAGAAGAGACUGUUUUAACAGCUGCUGGGCAUGAGAUAUCUGGCCCUGGCAAAUUUGCAGCUCGAACGUCAGGACCGAUGCAGCAGGCUGAUGACUCUGAGACAACUGAGAGCGAUGAACCACAAGGAGGAGAAGAGGAGGCAGAGGAGGACGUUCAAUCAAAUGCAGAUGAUGAUGAUGACUGCUGUGAGGAGUGGGAGCGCCAUGAGGCGCUGCAUGACGACGUUACGAGCCAAGAGCGGAGCAAAGAGAGGCUGUAUGAGGAAGAAAUAGAGCUGAAGUGGGAAAAGGGCGGCUCAGGCUUGGUUUUCUACACUGAUGCGCAGUACUGGCAGGAAGAAGAAGGCGAUUUUGAUGAGCAAACAGCAGAUGACUGGGAUGUUGACAUGAGUGUCUACUACGAUAAAGACGGUGGUGACAUGGAUGCUCGUGACUAUGUCCGAAUGCGACUUGAGAAAAGGCUAAGAGAAGGUCUUGAACCUGGAGUGGCACACAACCAGACCAUUGGCAGUUUUGAAAGGUUCACAAAGGGCUUCGGUCGUCGUGUGAUGGAGAAGCAGGGCUGGAAGGAUGGUGAAGGCUUGGGGAGCAGUCAAAUUGGGAUUUCUGAAGCCCUGGAAAAUGAAGGCCAGCAUCCACGCUGCAAACGAGGGUUUGGGUAUCAUGGUGAAAAGUUACUCAUACAUACUACAAAAAAACCUAGAAAAACAUUCCAUGUGACUACAAUCUAUGAUCAACCCAAAGACAUGGAUAGAGGCGACAGCUUGCUCAGACGCCAACCAAACACUAGCAUGAAGUACAGAGGCUGGCAGCCAGGUGGCAGCGGUGGACCGCGAAGAUGACAACAUAUUUUUUUUUUCUUUUCAUCAGACUGGACAAACUACCUGGUAGUAAUUCAUUUAUUGCCAAUUUUGAUGUUUUUAAAAGUAUUGUAUGAAACAUUGUUUUGUCUUUUGUUGUUUCCUAAAACAAAUAGUACCUUAAAUUAAGGUAUUUAAACAUUUAGGCCUCUAUUUAUUAAACUUGUAUUAAUCCCACAAGGGGAAACUGUUUACAAGAUGUACUGUAUUGUUUUUAUUACAUGCAACACAGACACACACAAAAUGCUGUAUUCGUUUAAUGUAAUGUAAAUAGUUGAGGUGUACAGGUGCAUCUCAUUUAAUUAGAAUAUUGUGAUAAAGUGAUAUGAUUUCAGACUGUGACUGGUGAUACCUCGCCUCCCGCCCAAAGUCAGCUGGGAUAGGCUCCAGCAUACCCCUGCGACCUUAGUGAGGAUAAGCGGCAUAGAAGAUGGAUGGAUUUCACACUACAUUACUGGUCAAAAGUUUUAGAACAUUCCAGUUUCUUUGGAGGAAAAACCUACAUUUUUAAGUGUUAAGAUGGUCUGUCUCUCUUCCAUUGUUAAUUCCCUUUUUUCUUGCCAUUUUUGGAGCAACAAAUUAUUUUCUCCAGAACAAUCCUGUUCAACUGAUCACUGUUGACAAGGGUAUAGAACCACAGUGUGUUCCGAACACUGUUUUUAUGCAGACAGAGGAGGUAGUAAGUACUCCAGAACUUGGAACACCUGUAGGAAUUAGUUGCACCAACUGCCAAGGCUUGAUCAACCUCCAUUUCUGCAGAACAGCUUUAAAGUGUUGACCCAUUUUGUGGUCCCUGAAACAGGCCUUUUAGUAUAAUUCUGAAAUGCACAUUUUUCAGUUUUGGGCAACCUAUCUUUUUAAACCUCUGGCACUUCACCACUUACAUUUGUACUGUUUCAAGCUAUUCAUUGGACUUGAACAACUUGAAUUUCAAUCAAUAACUGGGGUUUUCUAAAACUUUUGACCGGUAGCGUAUGUGAUCAAUGAAAGGAAAAUUGCACUUUUUUAAAAUUUUGCCCAUCAUCCCCAAUCUUUAUGUGAGGCAUGAACACAUGUCUUUCUCUUUUCUGUAUGUUCUAAAGAUAUAAAAACAGAUAAAAAAAAGAGGCAUCUGAUUACGGCAUGUAAUGGGACAUACCUAUGCCAACUACACAUACUGCUAUUAAAAAACCUCCAACAUGGUUUUAUGGUUUUAUAUACAUUCUGUGACCAUGUAGUAAGAGGUACCUUCAUGAUAACAUGGCAUACUUACGGGAUUUUGCCGAAUUCUGGUCCUUUGAAGCAUUACCUGAACUUCCUUCCUGUAUGCAUUGAUUUCACAUAGCGGCAUAGAAACGAACGCUACCCCUAGCUAACUUU